Cotesia congregata is the source of this 1731-nucleotide messenger RNA. The record is from the annotation of a GenBank genome assembly. Lineage: Eukaryota; Metazoa; Arthropoda; Insecta; Hymenoptera; Braconidae.
AUGGAUCAAGAGUCAUCUCAAUUACGAUCGAGUACUUUGCUCGAAGAAACAUUUUACAUAACGUCCAAGAAGAACACCUAUUACCGAGUAAAGCUUACGGAAAAAGGCUUGAGUUUAGAAAAAGAAAGUAAUGGUGGUACUAAAACGGAGACAAUUGCUCUUGGCGACAUAAUUGGCUGUAGGUGUAUGAGAUCAAAACGCCGAAAUACUGGGAGCUGCGCUUGCCGUCCAACUAUUUCAAAGCCUCAGAUGAGAGAUGUUGAGUUCAACGAGACAUAUUCUGGAUGGGAUCAGCUGGAUACUUCGGCUUAUUUAUAUAUUUAUGCGUACACGCUGAAAAAAGCACGUGUAAAAGGAGCUCCAAGACGCCAGCGUACGACAAUUACCCUGAGAUUUCGCAGCUUUGAUAAAUAUCAGGACAAUCUUCGGGAAGCCAGCAGAUGGAGGCUUGCUAUUAAAUUUCUUUUAAAUCCAAAAUCUGGACCUGGGCGGAGUCGUGAAAUCUUUCAAAGGCGAGUUCAUCCAAUAUUAUCUGAAGCAGAAAAACUAUACGAAGUUCACGUAACUAAAUGUCAAAAUUAUGCGAGAGAUUUUAUAAGAACACGAAAUAUUUAUCAGUGGAGCGGAAUAUUAUGCGUAGGAGGUGACGGAGUUGUUUUUGAAGUUAUAAAUGGUCUUUUAGAAAGACCAGAUUGGAAACGUGCGUUAGAAGAGCUUCCUCUUGGAAUAAUUCCGUGUGGAUCUGGUAACGGUUUAGCGAAAUCAAUUGCAUACGCUAAGCAAGAACCUUACGAUUCAAAUCCAUUUCUUAUUAGUGCAUUAUCAGUGGUUAAAAAUAAGUACAGUCCAAUUGAUUUAGUACGAAUUGAAACAAGAAGCCAGAUUCUUUAUUCAUUUCUAUCAGUAGGCUGGGGCUUGAUCGCGGACAUUGACAUCGAGAGUGAGAGGCUCAGAGCUAUUGGUGGGCAACGUUUUACUAUUUGGAGUAUAGCCAGGCUUAUAGGUCUUCGUGUUUAUAAAGGAACCGUCUCAUAUUUACCUUGUGAUAAUAAGGUCCAAAUACCGAGUAUAAAUGAAAAUAAAACGAAUGGAACUUAUUUAUAUGAGACUAAAUCUUACAAUGAUAAUAAUGGCACUGGGAUUAUUAAAAAUAAUCAUGAUAUUAUAACUCAUUCAAAAAGUUACGGCGACGACCUUGAUCGCAGUUAUUGUGAUGGAGUUAAAGAAUCAAAAAGUUACCAUGAUGUCCUUGACUCAGUAACAAGCGAUUUAGGAGACAUGUAUUUAGACGAUGAUAAUAAUGAAAUAGUUGGUGAAAAUUUAUCGCUUGAAACUGAAGUUCAAACUCGAACUAGAUUGGAUAGUUUUUAUUCAGCUACUUCUAGAAAAUCUACUUACUAUAGAGAAUUUGUAGCUGUUCAUGCAAGUUAUCAAUCACACAUCGGUGAAGAUGGAUUUAUUGCUCCGAGAGCUAAACUUGACGAUGGAAUAAUAUGGCUUUUAAUUAUUAAAGCUGGUAUAACGAGAACUAAUCUCCUCCAGUUUCUCCUCGGUUUAAACGCUGGUACUCAUUUAACUAGUACCGGAGUGGAUAUGAUUCCUGUAAAAGCAUUUCGUAUUGAACCAGAGACAAGUACGACUGGUAAUAUGACUGUUGAUGGAGAAAAAGUUGAUUAUGGCCCGCUACAAGCCGAGGUCUUUUCAUCUAUGGCAACAGUCAUGAGUCCUUGA